Molecule: messenger RNA, 3669 nt
Organism: Penicillium arizonense
Lineage: Eukaryota; Fungi; Ascomycota; Eurotiomycetes; Eurotiales; Aspergillaceae
Product: SH3 domain protein
Exons: 3
Coding region: 1-3669 (1222 amino acids)
Molecular function (GO): protein binding
Source: RefSeq, a predicted model, not a curated record
AUGUCCAGCCCGCCCUUUACGGUCCGGGCGGUCUUCGAGUAUGCUUCGGGCCAUGAUGACGACCUCCCCUUUCCGAUCGGUCAGAUCGUGACCGUCACCGCUCUGGAGGACGACGAUUGGUACUACGGUGAAUACUCAGAUGCCUCGGGGGCUAAACAGGAGGGCAUAUUCCCGAAAAACUUCGUCGAAAAGUAUGAUCCUCCGGCUCCUCCGCGCCCAUCCCGUCCGAGGCCGAAGAAGGAGCCCGAACCUGCGCCAGUGCAGUCACCUGUGAUCGAAAGCCACCCGCUGCCCGAGCCCGAGGUAGAGGCACAGCCCGCGGAGGACGAUCAGGACAUUGCACCCCCACAGCCGCCUGUGCCCCAAUCUCCUCCCCUGACUGCGACUACUUCUGUCGCAGAAGCUGCAUCGUCGCCCCCGCAGCCGGCAAAGGCGCCCGCCCCCGCUCCUCCGGUAGCCCCAGUUGAACCCGCUGCCAAGGCACCGUCCUCCAAACCUGCUCCCCCGGCUGUCGCGGAGAAGCCUUCGGGAUCCUCGUUCAGAGAUCGCAUUGCUGCCUUCAAUAAGCCUGCUGCAGCACCAAUUACGCCGUUCAAGCCUGGUGGUUCUCAGCCAUCUUUUAUCAAGAAGCCUUUCGUCGCGCCACCUCCCAGUCGGGAUGCUUAUAAGGCUCCGCCCAGGGAGCCUGCACCUCAUGUCUAUAAGAGAGAGGAGGACCCAGAUGUCAAGGAACAGGUUGCCCGCGAGCCUCCGGUCUCCGAGACCCGCCCUCCUCCCAUUGUUCCCAUGGAAGGUGGUGAAGAGGGUGCAGAGGACCAACCUAAACCUACCAGUCUGAAAGACCGAAUUGCCUUACUUCAGAAGCAACAAUUAGAGCAAGCUCAGCGUCACGCGGAAGCAGCUCAAAAGAAAGAGAAGCCCGCUCGCCCUCCCAAGAAGUCCUCAGAGGAACCUGCAGCUCCCGCAGUUCCCGUGACACCUGCAGCCCUCGAGGAGGAACCAGAGACUCCUUUUGUUGAAGGAGCUCCGGCUGCCCGGGAUCCCAGUGUUGAUACAGUGAGAGCCCAAGCUCACACUGCACCACCACCCGUCCCCUUCUCACCCACCGAGGAAAUUGCCAGUGAUACCAACGACGCCGAUGCCUCCGCUGCUGCAGACUCCGAAGACGCAGGAGAGACAUCUACAAGCAAGGAUGACGAGGAGGAGCAGCCUCGUCCAGUUUCCAAGCGUCAACCAUCGACCCGAGCAGUCGAGCAGACUGCUGAGGAGGCCGAUGUGGAAGAAGAGGACGAGGCAGAGGAAGAGGAAGAAGAGGAAUUAGACCCUGAAACCAAGCGCAGAAUGGAACUGCGCGCGCGAAUGGCAAAGAUGAGUGGUGGUAUGGGUAUGAUGGGUCUCUUUGGACCACCUGGUGGGGGCAUGCCGAUGCCAGGCAUGGCUGCCCCUGGUGCUGGUGCUCGCAAGCCCAAGACGCCUGGCGAGUCUGAGAAGAGAAUUGGUGAGCCCGAACCUGAGCCUACCUCGCCUGCUGCUGCACCCCCGGUUCCUAUGGUCCCCCUUCCUGGAAUGAACUUGAAUACCAGGCCGGUCCCCUCUUCUACAGAUGUAGAGAAGGAGGAGGAAGAAACCCUGGCGACCCCCAUCACUGAACAACACUCUGCACGCGAGGUGCCAGACGUUGAAGAGGUCGUCCAUGAAGGCGCAGUCCCUCGUGGUUCUAUUGACCGGCCUCCCCCUGCUCCUCCAUCUCAAGAUCGUUCGGCUCCUCCUCCGCCUCCUCGGGAAUCAAGGCCUGUUCCGCCUGUACCAGCUGAACAACCGGGUUCCCCUCCACCAGUUCCUGGAGCCCGGCCUGUGCCUGUUCCACCCAGACCCACCACCGCUGACAAGGGCGAAGAGUCCGAUGAUGAAUUGUCGGUCCAUGCAAGCAACCUGUCGUUGAAUACUACGGGUCAGCCCACGGCUGCUCCACCGGCUGUGCCUGCUCCUGCGAUGCCUGAUCAGUUGGAUUCUCGUCGUUCUUCCACGUAUGACUCUGCUUCCUCUCCAGCCCUGACCCCUGCGGCCGAAAAGAGAGCCAGUCGUCCACCACCUCCUAUCCCAACCAAUCCACCCUUGCCACCAUCGCAGGGACGCGCCCCGCCUCCACCUCCUCCCGGCCAAAUUCGUCGCCGAUCUACUGCUGACAGUCGCACCAGUGCGAUGUCUGGCCCUCGACAGGCUGGAGAAGAGGCAGAAGGAGAGGUGACCGAAUACGAUGGGGAUUACGACACUGAUAUUGCAUCGGGAGUUAAACACAAGGAUGCCUUGAAGUCUCACGAGCGUGACUCCAGCUUUGACGAGGGUACUAUUACGGAUGACAUCUCUGUUCAUUCUCCACGCAGCCCCCAGGAAGGUCGGCAACCCCCGCCUCUUCCGCCAACGGCUCCUAGAGGCGUUCCUCCUCCACCCCCAAGCCAGCCGCCCCGUAAUGCUCGCCCGUCUAUCGACACACCCAGGGGACCUCCUCCACCCCCACCAAACAGAGAGCCGGUUGGUGGUGACGAUGAUGAAUAUGACCCUUUCAACUACGCCGCUCCUCAGCAUGGCCUCCCCAAAUCUCCCGGUAUUCCGCAGGGACGCCCUGAGGCGCCACCUCCUCCGCCGCCACAGCAAGCGAACGAUGACUAUGAUGAUCUGUAUGACGCCCCUCCAGAACCGCAGAGUCCAUCACAGGGAAGUGCCACUGCUUCGCACCAGAAACGGUCCUCGUUCGUUCCUCCGCUUCCCCAAAGCCAGGCUCCAGGCAUGCCAUCUCCAUCUGCAGCCCGAAGCCAGCGCGCAUCGAUGGAUCUAUUGAGAAAUCAGCCUAACCUUCGUCGGUCCAUGGAUGUUUCUCGCCCGUCGGUUGAUCUUGGUUACAUUGCUGCCGAUGUUGAUCUCUCUGAGACUACGCUCUGGUGGGCCCAGCCCAACACUCCACCUCCGGUUUUCCAAAACCGCAAGGAUCUACUUUUCGAGAUCGAGGAGUCUGCUUCUACGAAGCGCGGUGGAAAGACAUCGGUCUCAAAGGACGUUUAUAUUCUGUUCAUCGAUUACUCCCAGACGAUCGUGAAUGUCAAAUUCGACGCUAAGAACCCCGCGGAUGCUUCUCUAGAGCAGCGCCAUGAGUCCCCACCUCUCCAGCCCCGUCAGGAUCAGUUAGAGCAGGCCCAUAUCCAUCUUGGAACCAAGAUUUCCGAAGCCGUCAACUCAAUUCAGAACUCCACCGUUGGAGACGGCUCUCCAUUUGGACUGGUGCAGUACCUGCUCAACCCUCUAUCUGACGCUCUUCUCCCCGUCGGCACUCGUGGAUACGGUGCCUUGGUCUACUCAAACCUGGCCAAUGCUUCUGUAUCCCAGAACGACGAAAUUCGCGCUGGUGACAUUGUCAGCUUCCGCAACGCCCGCUUCCAAGGCCACCGCGGCACAAUGCACCAGAAGUACAGCGCCGAGGUUGGCAAACCCGACCACGUAGGUAUCGUCGUUGACUGGGACGGCACGAAGAAGAAGAUCCGAGCCUGGGAACAAGGCCGCGAGAGCAAGAAGGUCAAGAUGGAAAGCUUCAAGCUGAACGAUCUCCGCAGUGGCGAGUGCAAGGUCUGGCGUGUGAUGCCCCGUAGCUGGGUAGGCUGGGAAGCCGGCAAAUAA